GUUCAGAAUUGGAUAACCAAAGACAUAAUGGCGGAUUUUUACUAUUACCCAUCACCUCCGUACAGUGACAGUGGUUUGCGUUCUCCCAGUCCGGAUCCGAACUCGGAAAGCUUCCGCAGUGACACAGAGAAGGAAUACAUUCCUCUUACCUCUUUAGGAUUCAUGCAAAAUUUACCGAAUGUAAAAAUUGUAAACAUCAAGCUAGAAACCUGUGAACGGAUUUCAAUACCGCCCUGGAUUGGAACGGUCAGUCCCAGUAAACAACCCGAGGAUAUGAAAUCUAGUAAACCCACCACCAAAAGACGGAAACUGUUGCCACCGGUUGUUCGUCGGAAGCGCCGCCUUGCGGCGAAUACUCGCGAAAGGAACAGGAUGCGUGCGUUGAAUGAAGCCUUCGACCGGUUGCGACUGUAUCUGCCCCGGAUCGGAAACGACCGGCAGCUUUCCAAACACGAAACACUGCAAAUGGCACAAAACUACAUCGCCGCGCUUAGCGAACUGCUGAAAUGAACGGGACCGCGUGUGGGUGCCAAAUCUGUACGAGGUAUGGUAUCUGGUUUUAGAGGUUAGGUUAGAUUAGCAUAACAAUCCAAGUAAACUGUUCAUUGCAAAAAGUCAAA
Molecule: messenger RNA, 620 nt
Organism: Malaya genurostris
Lineage: Eukaryota; Metazoa; Arthropoda; Insecta; Diptera; Culicidae
Product: neurogenic differentiation factor 1-like
Exons: 1
Coding region: 28-510 (160 amino acids)
Molecular function (GO): protein dimerization activity
Source: RefSeq, a predicted model, not a curated record